Molecule: messenger RNA, 282 nt
Organism: Myotis davidii
Lineage: Eukaryota; Metazoa; Chordata; Mammalia; Chiroptera; Vespertilionidae
Product: protein regulator of cytokinesis 1-like
Exons: 2
Source: RefSeq, a predicted model, not a curated record
AACAGUGCUUGUAUCUGGUCCCAGCUGGAAGAGGAAUUGAAGGCCCAGAUCGAGAUGUGGGAACAGAAGCACUCAGCAGCAUUCGUGGUCAAUGGGCAGAAGUUCAUGGAGUACGUGGCUGAGCAGUGGGAGGCGCAUCGGUUAGAGAAAGAGCGAGCCAAGCAGGAGAGGCAACUGAAGAACAAGAAGCAGACAGAGACGGAGAUGCUGUAUGGCAGCAUGCCCAGGACACCCAGCAAGCGGCGCGGAAUGACUCCCACCACCCCGGGCAAAGUGCGCAAG